This is a messenger RNA of Dicentrarchus labrax (European seabass), 6009 nucleotides long. RefSeq lists its product as uncharacterized. Lineage: Eukaryota; Metazoa; Chordata; Actinopteri; Moronidae. The transcript is spliced from 7 exons. Gene Ontology annotation, molecular function: GTP binding. The record is from RefSeq and is a predicted model, not a curated record. The coding region runs from base 26 to 4609 and encodes 1527 amino acids.
CAGCAGGAAGUCCAGCAGAUUUGCCAUGAGUGACGUCAUGGCGACUGCAGCAGCAGUGACAGAUGAUCUGCAACCACUGAAACGGAGCAGCAGCUUACAAUGGCUGCCACCUAACAUGUCUGAGCUGAGGGUUGUUCUGCUGGGGAACAGCUGGUCUGAGAGGAGUUCAGUGGGGAACUUCAUACUGGGAGAGACUAAGUUCAACACUGAGGAAGAACCAGACUGCUUCCUGAGAGAAAGAGUGCAGUUGAAGGGGAAAGAAAUAGUUGUCAUCAACACUCCAGAUCUGCUGCAUCCCAACAUCUCUCAACACAAACUGACAGAACAUGUGAAAGACUGUGUGAGACUCUCUGAUCCUGGACCUCAUGUGUUCCUGCUGGUUCUACAGCCUGAAGACUUCACUGAGGAACACAAACUGAGACUACAAUCAAUCCUUGAACUCUUCAGUGAUCAAUCAUUUGAUCAUUCUCUGGUUCUGAUAUCAACACCCAGAGAGGAGAGUCCAGGGUUGAUGGAAAAAUACCUGGAACGUCCUCCAUUAAAAGACAUGAUCAGAAAAUGUAGAUACAGAUAUUUGAGGCAGAAGAACCUUGAACGUUCAGAGCUGUUAACACGCUUGGGUCAAAUUGUGAAGGAGAAUAAUGGAGAAUAUGUCAGCUGUGAUGUAUUUAAGGACUCAACAUCAACUUUACCAGGUCAUCAUCAAAGUCCAAAACAGAAGGAAACUCACACUUAUAUCAGAGAUGCAGUUAAAGCUGCUGGGCUACAUAUUGUUAAAAUACUUCCACAAUUCUCACUCUCAUGGAGAAAGCCUUCGGCUCACACAUCUGGAUUCAGGAUUGUGCUGCUGGGAAAAAGUGACGACAAAAAGACAAAACUUGGUAACUUCAUCAUUGGGGACCAAGCUUUCCAUUACCAAAAACUGUCCUCAGUCACACACUCUGUGAUAGCCAAUCGAGAGUGGGGAGGAAAACCAUUAAUAGUGGUGAAAACUCCAAACGUCUUCAGUCUGUCUGAGGAGACAUUGAGAAGAGAGAUGAAGAACUGUGUGACUCUGUGUCCUCCUGGACCAAAUGUUCUUCUGCUGUUAGUGAAACCUUCUGAUUUCACUGAGGAGAACAGACAAACACUGAAGUUCAUCCUGAGUUUGUUUGGUCAAGAUGCUUUAAAAUACUCAAUGGUCAUCAUGACACAUGAGGGGAAUAAACGCAUCUCUGUGAAUCAGCUUCUUAUAGACUGUGGAGGAAGACAAUACAACAUGGUUGAAGACAACCACACAUUGUUAAUGCAGAAGAUUGAGAGCAUUGUGCAUGUAAACAAAGGAACCUUCCUCACCUUCACUGAAGAGACCAUAAGACCAAAGUCUGAACUCAUCAAACCAGCUUUAAACCUGGUUCUGUGUGGGAGGAGAGGAGCAGGGAAGACUUCAGCAGCCGAGGCCAUUUUAGGUCAGACAGAGUUUCAUUCAGUCUCCAACUCAUCAGAGUGUGUUAAACAUCGGGGAGAGGUGUGUGGACGUUGGGUUUCCCUGGUGGAGCUGCCUGCCUUGUAUGGAGAACCUCAGGAGGCAGUGAUGGAGGAAUCACUCAGGAGUAUCUCCCUCUGUGAUCCUGAGGGUGUCCAUGCCUUCAUCCUGGUCCUACCUGUGGGUCCCCUCACUGAUGAAGACAAGGGAGAGUUAGAGACCAUCCAGAACACAUUCAGCUCUCGAGUCAAUGACUUCACCAUCAUUCUGUUCACUGUGGACUCAGAUCCUACAGCUCCAGCUGUUGUUAACUUUGUGGAAGAAAACAGAGACAUCCAGGAGCUCCGUCAGAGCUGUGGAGGAAGAUAUGUUGUUCUCAACAUCAAGGACAAGCAGCAGAUCCCAGAGCUGUUGGACAUGGUGGAAAAAAAUAUUAAUAAACCACACUGCUAUACGACUGACACAUUUACACAUGCACAAAUGGAUAAAGAAAUACAACUUGAGAGGCUGAUAAAGAAGAACAAGAUCAGUGGUGAUGAUGAAGAACGGAGUCCAGAGUGUCUCAGGAUUGUGCUGAUAGGGAAGACUGGCUGUGGAAAGAGCUCUUCAGGAAACACCAUUCUAGGAAGAAAAGGGUUUAAAGCUGAAUCGAGCCAAACAUCAGUCACUAAACACUGUCAGAAAGAACAGAGUGAAGUCGAUGGUCGUCAGGUGGUUGUGGUCGACACUCCUGGUCUGUUUGACAAUAGUUUGUCUCAUGAAGAAGUUCAUGAGGAGAUGGUGAAAUGCAUCAGUCUUCUGGCUCCAGGACCACAUGUCUUCCUGUUGGUGUUACACAUCGGCAGAUUUACACCAGAGGAGAAGGAGACAUUAAAACUUAUCAAGGAAGGAUUUGGGAAGAAUUCUGAGAAGUUUACCAUCAUUCUUUUAACUGGAGGAGAUACACUGGAAGAUGAGGAGCUGUCGAUCGAUGAGUACAUUGAAGAGAAGUGUGAUGAUUCCUUUAAGAAGCUGAUCUCUGACUGUGGAGGAAGAUACCAUGUGUUUAAUAACAAAGAUAAACACAAACGCACACAGGUCAGUGAGCUGAUAACCAAGAUUGACACCAUGGUGAAGGAAAAUGGAGGCAGCUGCUACACUAAUGAGCUGCUGCAAGAGGCCGAAGCAUCAAUAAAGAAAGAAAUGGAGAGAAUCCUGAAGGAGAAGGAAGAAGAGAUGAAGAGAGAGAGGGAGGAGCUUCAAAGAAAACAUGAGGAAGAAAUGGAAGAAAUGAAAAGAAGAAUGGAAGAACAGAGAGCAGAAACUGAAAAGGAGAGAAAACUGAGAGAAAAACAACUUGAAGAAAGGGAGGAAAACAUCAAAAAGGAACGUGAGGAGAGAAAGAUAGAACAGGAAAUGAGAGAAGAAGAAGACAGGAAGAGAAAACAACAGGAAGAAAUUCAACAACAGAAGUGGAAACAGAAAGUUGAAGCUUUGGAAGAAAAAAUAAAAUCAGAAUUAGAGGAAAAAGAAAUCACUAAAAGAAAGCUGGAGGAAAUCAGAGAAGAGAUGAGAAAAGAACGAGAGAAUGAAGAGAAAAAACAAAAAGAAUGGUGGGAAAAGCGAUAUGAAGAAGAUGAACAGAGACGACAGGAGGAACAAACAAAAAUGAAAAAGCUUCAAGAAGAAUACGAACAGGAAAGAGAAAACUAUGAAAAGAAAAGAAAAGAAGAGGAUCGAAUCAGAAGAGAACAAGAGGAAAAAGAGAAAGAAAAACAGAGAGCAGAAAUUGAAAAGGAGAGAAAACUGAGAGAAAAACAACUUGAAGAAAAGGAGGAAAACAUCAAAAAGGAACGUGAGGAGAGAAAGAAAGAACAGAAAAUGAGAGAAGAAGAAGAAAGGAAGAGAAAACAACAGGAAGAAAUUCAACAACAGGAGUGGAAAGAGAAACAAAAAGCUUUGGAGGAAAAAAUAAAAUCAGAGUCAGAAUCAAAGGAAACCAUUGAUAGAAAGCUGGAGGAGAGCAGAGAAGAGAUGAGAAAAGAACGAGAGAACUGGGAGAAACAACAAAAAGAAUGGUGGAAAAAACAAACUCAGGAAAAUGAACAGAGACGACGGGAGGAACAAACAAAACUGAAAAACCUUCAAGAAGAAUACGAACAGGAAAGAGAAAACGAUAGAAAGAAAAGAGAAGAAGAGGAUCGACUCAGAAAAGAACAAGAGGAAAAAGAGAAAGAAGAACAGAGAGCAGAAAUUGAAAAGGAGAGAAAACUGAGAGAAAAACAACUUGAAGAAAAGGAGGAAAACAUCAAAAAGGAACGUGAGGAGAGAAAGAAAGAACAGGAAAUGAGAGAAGAAGAAGACAGGAAGAGAAAACAACAGGAAGAAAUUAAACGACAGGAGUGGAAACAGAAAGUUGAAGCUUUGGAGGAAAAAAUAAAAUCAGAGUCAGAAUCAAAGGAAACCAUUGAUAGAAAGCUGGAGGAGAGCAGAGAAGAGAUGAGAAAAGAACGAGAGAACUGGGAGAAAAAACAAAAAGAAUGGUGGGAAGAACGAUUUGAAGAAAAUGAACAGAUACGACGGGAUGCACAAACAAAACUGAGAAAGCUUCAAGAAGAAUAUGAACAGGAAAGAGAAAACGAUGAAAAGAAAAGAGAAGAAGAGGAUCGAAUCAGAAGAGAAAAAGAGGAAAAAGAGAAAAAAGACAUCGAGGAGAACUAUAAGAAAAAACUGGAGAAUCUGAAGAAGAGAAAUGAAGAAGAAGCCAGAAAGAAAGCUGAAGAGUUCAAUGAAUUCAAAGAGAAAUACAAAAAGGAAUCUGCAGCUCUGAAGGAAGAACAUGAGAAACAAAUGAAAGACAAAGAUCAACAAUAUAACUUCUUACAGGCUCUUAAAGACCAAAGUGAAGAACAAAUGAAGAAGAAACAUCAAGAGGAAAUUCAUGACUUAAUGAAAAAAUAUCAAGGUGAAAUUUGUGACGUAGUGAAAUGUGUGACCAAAAAGAAAGGAAAUCUGAAAAAAAUCAGAGAGUUACUGACAAAACAUGAAGAAGAAACGAAGAAUGCGAAAAGUGAGGAGACAAAUCUGCUGCAAAAACAUGAAAAAGAAAUGAAUGAGUUGAUACAGGAACUGAUGAAUGAAGACGAUUCAUGUUGUAUUUUAUGAGAUUUGUUCGAGGUAAACUUCACAACAACAGAUCAGUUUCAGAAGUUUCCUUUUUUCUACUUUCAUUUAGUUUCAAUCAGUGAAACUUUAAAGAAGGAAAGAUUCCAUAGUAAUAUUCAGCAGUGGACUACACUGUAAUGUAAAGCAUAGCAACAGUAGUGAUGCUGCAGGAUUCAUCAGCAGGUAACCAUAGCAACAGUAGUGAUGCUGCAGGCUUCAUCAGCAGGUAGUGAAACUAAAGCCGAGUGCAGAAUAUAAAGAAUCUCUUCAUGUUUGUUUCAGACUGUGAUCAUGUUGAUGUGGAGGUGCAGAAACCUCACAGCUGAUCUCAGACGAGUUUUUACUGAUUACAACUUUAUUGAAGAGAUUCACAACUGAAGUGAAUGAUCUCAACAUUGAACAGAAACACAGCAGCAGUCACUGUGGGUCAGAUGAUACCAGUUCUUUGGAGUAAUGUUAUAGUCUUAGUUUUUAGAUUUUAAUCAUCAGUUUUUACAUUAUUUGUCUCCCUGGUGUUUAUUUUUAUAUCGACUUUUACUUUUUUGAUGUUUUACAUUUUAUUGUUUCUGUUAAAUUCAUUAUUCAUCGUACAAAACUGUAUCUAUUAUUCAUUUUUGUUUUUAUGUGUUGUGUCAGUUUGUUCUGUGAAGUCAAUAAGAGCAUUUGAUAAUAUCUCCCAUAUAAUCAUCAAACCUCUGGUCUGUUCACUGGUUUCUGAAAAUAAUAGUUCAAUUUAUAACAUACAGGAUUCUUUUGGUUUGUUACCUUAAAAAGUUUGGCCAAAUCAGUUGUAUCAUUAUAUUGUAAAAAUAAUAAUAAUAACAAUAAUAAUUGUAGAUAAGUUUAUUGUUUUACCUUUUCACCUCAAAUAAGUUGAUUAUUGUAAAAAAAAUAAAAAAAUAGAAAAUCUUUAUGAUAUGAUGUAUUUGUUCCUAAUUAUUAAUGUAAUUAUUGACGGAUUAAAACAGACAACAGCUCAGUAAAGAAAGACUUCAGCAGCUGGAAGCUCUGUUUGGUCAUUAGAGAUGAUCUUUGUUUUCUUUUGAAUAUGAGAAAGAAAAUGAUGUUUGUGAGUGAAAUGAAAUGUUUAGAUGUCAUUCACUCUGUUUUCUCUGCAACACCCAAAUCACAAAUAUCACAGCAAAUAUUAAAUAUGAAUCCAAGCUGAAUAUCAUUUAAACUGCUCAUCAGAUGAAUCAGAAUGAUAAAGAAUGACUUUAUAGACAAUGAAUGCUUUGAUGUUUCUCUGUUUUGUUACAUGUCCAAUAAGAAUAGAUGCUUUAUAACUGAUGACAUCAACUUAAGACAGAAUUCAGAUGAAUCUUUAAUUGUAUGUUCUGUGUUUGAUCUUUGGUUUCUGUGUUUAUCAUUAUAAAAGAUGAAUAAAGUGUUUCCCUGUA